AUGGAGCCUGAUAUCGACACUAAAUCACAAGCAAGCAACUCGCGACGAAGUUCGCGCACGGGCUCUGCACGAUCUGGUGCGAGUAAAACGUCCAACCGCGAAGUUCCUGUAGAUGAUCGCAAAAGUACAGUGGGUUCGCCGAAACCAGUUUUGCCUAUAAUAAAUGGUUUGAAAACACCUCCUCAAGAUGCUAUUGUAGCUCCACCAACCGUCUAUGACACACCAGUCGGAAUGAGAGAUGACUAUGAGAAUGAGUUUGAAGACGCUCCGUAUGUCAAAUCGGAAGUCGAGUCGAUUUUUGAUUAUAUCCAUAAACUUGUCGUAUUACCGGGUUUGGAACCAUCAAUGUGGACAGAUGAAAUUCAUCGUAUCAUUCGGGAAUAUUUAAGUGAUCCUGAAUUAAGACUUUUAUGUUUUUAUAUUGAUCGUGUCACGGGGCUAACAGCCGAGUAUCGUGUACCGACAAAUCCAUUUAGUCAUUUGCUAUAUUUUAUGAAAAACCAGUCUAUGAGAAUUGUUGAAAAAGAACAGUUUGUUCGUGACGUUCAAUUUGGAAAUUUUGGUGGAAAACAUUUUUCUAGCCUAUUAAGACUAAUGUCCGGUUUAUACGCUCCAUUAUUUUUUGGCAAUAAAAUGUGGCCUGAAACAAUUAAAAACGAUUUUUCCGCACAAUUGCAUCGAUUUUUAGCCACAUUAACAGAUAUUCGUUGGCGAAUGGAGGGUAUCACAAAAUUAUAUAUACCAAAAGAAGGUUUGGAUGUUGAACCAGAAGUUGCGGCAAAAGACAAAGAAUUAGUACAACGUCUAGAGUCAGCUAUGGUACAUUGGUCUCGACAACUAAAAGAUGUAUCGAAUUCACAAGAUGCAUCUAUCGUAGAUGAAAAUUCCGGACCAUUAGAAGAAAUUGAGUUUUGGAAAGCUCGAAGUCAAGAUCUGAUGGGCAUCAGUAAACAAUUAGAUCAACCCGCAAUCAAACAAAUUACACAUAUUCUACAAUUAGCAAAAUCAUCAUAUCUGGCACAAUUUUUAAAACUAGCCGAUCAACUACAAUCCAAUACAAAGCGUGCUGAUAAUAAUUUAUCGUUUUUAAUGGCAUUGAAAGAUCCUUGUCAUGAAUUGGCCGAUGCAAAACCAUCAGAAAUUGGACGAUUAUUACCUAAAAUUGUUCAAUUAAUACGAGUUAUAUGGAUAAAUUCUGAGUUUUAUAAUAGACCGGAACUAUUGACAGCAUUGUUUAGAAAACUUAGUAAUGAAGUAAUUCGUCGUUGUACAGCUGCCAUUAAUUUGGAUAAAAUUUUCGAUGGAUAUAUUUUAUCUAGUCAAAAGACAUUGAAUGAAUGUAUCGAAUGUUGUCAGCAAUGGCAAGAAGUCUAUAAUAAUGCACAACGUUUACAUGAAAAAUUUUCUGUCAAAGGUUGGCGUCUUGAUAAAACGACAAUAUUCGCUCAAAUUGAAGCAUUUAUUCAACGUUGUCGUGAUUUAUUGGAUCUAUGUGAAUGUCAAAUGCAUUUUCCACGAUGGGAAGAAGGAACCAAAACACAAUUACCUAUUUUUGGUGGUCAACGUGGACCAGCUAUUAAUAGAAUGCUAACAGAAAUUGAAACAGCAUUUGAUAAACAUUUACAAGAAUUACGAAAAGUACAACAUACAAUUUUGAAUGUAAAAGCGACAACAUGGCAUGAAGAUUAUAAUCGAUUUCGUUCAGCUGUCAAAGAUUUAGAAGUAAUGAUGACGAAUGUCAUUACUUUUGCAUUUGAUGCUGUUAAAACGGUUGAACAAGGUGUCGAAGUGUUAGAUGUAUUUACACAUUUAAAUUCAAGAGAGGCUAUUCGUCGUACAUUGGACAAGAAAACAGUCGAAUUAUAUAACAUAUUUAAAAAUGUUUUACAAAAUAUUCAAAGUAUAAUAUCAACAUCGGCUAUUGCUCAAUCUUUAGAUCGAUACCAUCCACAUUAUGCUGGUGCUGCGUUUUGGGCGCGUAAUUUGAAACGACGUGUUGAACGUAUGAUGUCAUUUUUAAACAUGGCACAUUUUUUACCAUCCGUUGGUGUUAGUAAUGAUGCACGUACACAAUACGAACAUGUUAAACAAGCAUUAGACGAUUUUAUACUUAAACAAUAUAAAGAAUGGAGUUAUCAUAUUGAAAAUGAUCCAGCUAAAAAAUUGGAAACUCAAUUAAUUAAACGUGUUAAUGAUGAAGGCUAUUUACAAGCAAAUUUUGAUCCUCUACUAUUGAAACUAUUUCAAGAAGUAAAAUAUUGGGAACGUCUUGGUUUUGAUAUUCCAACGUAUGCAGCAGAUAUUGUUGUUAAACGUAGUGAAUUACGUACAAGUCGAGAAAAUGUCAUGUUAAUUGUUCGAGAUUAUAAUAGAAUAUUAGAUAAAUUAGAUCCACAUGAAAGAAUAUUAUUUAAAGAACGAAUUAAACAAUUAGAUAAAAAAUUGAGUGCUGGUAUGACUAAAAUAACAUGGUUAAAAUCAACAAAUGAGUAUACAUUAGAUUGUCGUGUUAGUGCCAGUGAAUUACAACGACAAGUGGAUAAUUUUAAAGAAUCAUAUACAAAUUGUAUUAAAUUAUGUAAAAAAAUUAGUGAAACAUUAUUAGUUAAAAUAGAUACAAGACGUAUAUUUGAAAUUUUAGAAUUUGAAGAAUAUGAGAGACAAUAUCGUAAAGCAGCUGGUGAAAAAAUAUUAGAAUAUUUUAAUGAAAUUUUAUCAACAAUAGAUCGAACAUAUCAAUUAUUUACCAAAGAUCCACAAGAUGUACAACAUGAAUGGCAUCGUGUCAUUGAUGAACUUGAUAAAUGGCUUGAUCGUGCAAUACGUUAUAAUUUUAAAGCAUCUUUAACAGAAUUAUCAAAAGCAAUAAUUGGAGAUGGAAAAACUGUACCGGGACCAUUAUUUAAAAUUCAAAUUGUUUUAGAACCAAGAACCGUUGGAGAUACAACACUUUCACGUAUUAAUUUUCUUCCUGAUUUGGCCACAUUAAAAGGUAUUGUAAAUAAUAUUGGUGAAAGAGAUUUAGCCGAAGAAAUAAAACCUUUACAUCGAUUACGACCUCGUCAAAAUGAAGAACCAUUAUAUAUUUUAAUGAAUAAAGAUGAAACAAAACAACAUUUAAAAAUUCAAAUUGCCAAUGGUAUGGAGACAAAUGAAAAGAAUUUAGAUGAUUAUCAAACAACAUGGAAUGGUGUUCGAGAAUUAUGGGAUGUUGAUAAAGAACGAUUUAUCGCUCGUUAUGAAGAACGAUAUCCAGAUGCCUCAUUUUUUGAUGCUGAUAUUAAUCGUUAUACUGAAGUGGCUAAUAAUGUUCAAAGUCGAGAUACAUUAACAACAGUUCAAUUUGUCUUAGUUGAUUGUUCACCAUUAAAAAAUGCAUUAGCAAUACAUUGUCUUGAAUGGCAGAGUAAAUUAACCGCAUUAUUACUCAAAUUGGCGACAAAUAGUUUACAACAGUUGACAAACUAUAUCGAAGAUAAUAGUGUCAGUGUUAUGAUGUCACCUGAUAAUCAUUAUGGUUUAGAAGCAAAACAAAAAUUAUUAGAAACUCUUCAACAAAAUAUACCGAUUUAUGAAGGAAAAUUUCUACCAUUACGAGAACAAUUUUCAUUAUUAGAAAAAUAUGAAAUGCCUGUACCAGAUAAUACACGUGAUAUGUUAGCUCAAUUAGAUGAACGUUGGCAACGUUAUUUGGUAUGUUUAACUGAUAGUGAAGAAAUGUUGAAAAAAUUACGUGAAAAAUUCAAAUCAAAAUUAUUACAACAAUCAGAAGAAUUUAAAAAGAGUGUUUCUGAAUUAGUUCAAGAUUUUAAAACAAAUGGACCAUUUAGUGCCACAACAUCACCACAAGAAGCACUUAAUCAAAUUGAAGCAAUGAAAGCACGUUUAACAAAAUUAAAAGAGGAAGAACAAGAAUUACGUCGUGGUCUAGGAAUAUUUCGUAUUGAUCAUCCGCUAUCAAAAGAUAUUCAAAAUUUAGAAAAAGAUAUUGAAGCACUCGAAGGUAUUUGGUCAAUGACAAACGAAUGGUCAGAAUCAUUUGAUAAAUGGAAAACAACAUUAUUUCGUGAUUUACAAACUCAAACAAUGGAAGAUUAUGCAACACAACAAUAUAAAAAAUUACAUAAAUUAUCAAAAGAUUUUCGUGAAAAAAAUUGGGAAAUAAUUGAUGUAACAAAAAAUAAAGUUGAUCAAUUUCGUCGUACAAUGCCGUUAAUGAAAGAUUUACAUAAUAAAGAUAUGAGAGAUCGACAUUGGAGAAGAAUUAAAGAUGAGUCAUUAAAAGAAUUUGAUGAAUUAUCAGAUGAAUUUACGUUAGAAACAAUUAUUGAUAUGCAUUUUGAAGAAAAUGCACAAUUAAUUAAUGAAGUAUCUGAAUCGGCACAAAAAGAAGCACAAAUUGAACGUGGCAUAGAAAAAAUUCGAGAACAAUGGGAAAAAGUUGAAUUUGAAAUUAUACCAUUUAAAGAUAAAGGACAUUUUAAAAUUAAAUCAACAGAAGAGAUAAACAAGACAAUUGAAGAUCAUCAAAUGAGUUUAGCAACAUUUAAAGCAUCACGAUUUAUUAAACCAUUUUCUAAAGAAGUAGAUAAAUGGGAAAGAGAUAUUAGUCAUGUAUUGGAAGUAACAGACUUAUGGUUAGCUGUACAAAGACAAUGGUUAUAUCUUGAAAAUAUAUUUUAUGGUGAAGAUAUACGUCGUCAAUUAGCAAAAGAAACAGCAUUAUUUGAUGAAGUCAAUGAUAAAUGGAAAUCAACAAUGAUUAAUCUUAAUCAAAAUCCAAAUGCAUUUCAUGCAACACAUUUAAAAAAUGUUGAUAAAGAUUUAUUAUAUAUGAAUUCAAAUUUAGAAGAAAUACAAAAAUCAUUGGAAAUGUAUUUAGAAAAUAAACGUCGACAAUUUCCAAGAUUUUAUUUUAUAUCAAAUGAUGAUCUAUUAGAAAUUCUUGGUCAAUCAAAAAAUCCACCCGGUGUUAUGCCACAUAUGAAAAAAUUAUUUGAUAAUAUAAAAACUUUAACACUUGUUAAAACAACAAAUAAUGGACCAAUGGCUGCAACAGAAAUGCGUUCAGCUGAAGAUGAAGUUGUACCAUUUGAUGGUCAAGUAUUACUUGAUGGUCAAGUUGAAAAAUGGCUUCAUGAUGUUGAAAUAAAAAUGAAAGAAGUUGUUAAAAGAAAAGUAUUAGCUUGUCGACAUGAUCUAUUAAAUUGUGGAACAAAACGUGAAAAAUGGUUAAAACAACAUCCGGGACAAAUGUGUAUAACAGCUAGUCAAAUACAAUGGACAGAAGAAGUACAAAAAUCAUUAAAAGAAAAUAUAUUAAAAUUAAAAACUGAUCGUAAAAAACAACAUUUAGUAUUAAGAAAUUUUACUGAUAUGAUUAAAAAAAAUUUAACAAAAUUAGAACGUAUUAAAUUAGUAUCAUUGGUAACAAUUGAAAUUCAUGCAAGAGAUGUUAUUAAUGAUUUAAUUAAACAUAAUAUAAAAAGUGAAUCAGCAUUUGAAUGGCAACAACAAUUAAGAUUUUAUUGGAGAAAAGAUGAAGUUAUUAUUGAACAAGCUAUUGCUCGAUUUUGGUAUGGAUGUGAAUAUUUAGGAAAUUCAGGACGAUUAGUUAUUACACCAUUAACAGACAGAUGUUAUAUGACAUUAACAAUUGCCUUAUCACUUUGUCGAGGUGGUUCUCCAAAGGGUCCUGCUGGUACGGGUAAAACUGAAACAGUCAAAGAUUUAGGAAAAGCAUUAGCAUUUUAUGUUAUUGUAACAAAUUGUUCUGAUACACUUGAUUAUAAAAGUAUGGGUCGUAUGUUUAGUGGUUAUUGUCAAACGGGUGCAUGGGGAUGUUUUGAUGAAUUUAAUCGUAUUAAUGUUGAAGUAUUAUCUGUUGUUGCACAACAAAUAACAUCAAUUUUAAAUGCAUUAACAGGUCUUAAAGGCGAUAUUGAAAAUGCUAUAAAUAUAAAAGUCAAUAAUAAUAUGAGUACAGAAGAUGCGUUUGCCACUGUUGAUAAACGUUGGUUAACAAAAAAAUUUACAUUUCAAGGACAAGAUAUUGAUUUAGUGUGGAGUUGUGGUCUAUUUAUCACAAUGAAUCCUGGCUAUGCUGGACGUACAGAAUUACCCGAUAAUCUAAAAUCAAUGUUUCGACCAAUAUCAAUGGUAGUACCUGAUUCAAAUUACAUAGCAGAAAUUAUUCUAUUUGGUGAAGGCUUUUCUGAUACAAGACUAUUAGCGACAAAAGUCUAUACAUUAUAUCAAUUAUGUGCCCAACAAUUAUCUAAACAAGACUUUUAUGACUUUGGAUUACGUUCUAUGGCAGCAGUUUUGCGUUAUGCUGGAAAAAAGAAACGUGAUAGUCCACAUUUGAAAGAUGAUCAAGUAGUGAUAUUGGCUAUGAAAGAUAUGAACGUUCCAAAAAUGACUGGACCUGAUCUACCACUAUUUAACGGUAUUGUCAGUGAUCUAUUUCCCGAUAUUGAUACUCCACAAAUUGAUUAUACAAAGUUUAAAACUGCAAUUGAACAUGAAUUACAAGCUCAACAAUUAAAAAUUACACCUUAUACUGUAACAAAAGCCAUUCAAUUGUAUGAAACAAAAAAUUCUCGACAUUCUGUUGUACUUGUUGGUUGUACACAAUCAGGAAAAACAGCCGUAUGGAAAACGUUGAAACGUGCCAUGACUCUUCUAGCAACACAAGAUCCAUCUGAUACAAAUUAUCAAAAAGUACAAGAAUAUCCUAUUAAUGCAAAAGCAAUUUCCAUAUCCGAAUUAUAUGGUUCAUCAGAUUUGUCAACGGGAGAAUGGAAUGAUGGUGUAUUGUCAAAUAUUAUGAGAACAGCAUGUGCAGAUGAUAAACCUGAUCAAAAAUGGAUCUAUUUUGAUUGUCCAGUUGACGCCGUUUGGAUUGAAAGUAUGAACUCUGUAAUGGAUGAUAAUAAAAUUUUAACAUUAACAAAUGGUGAACGUAUUGCUAUGCCAGAACAAGUAACACUAUUAUUCGAAACAGGAGAUAUGGCCGUAGCUUCUCCAGCAACUGUAUCACGUUGUGGUAUUGUCUAUUGUGACUAUGAAAAUCUUGGUUGGAAACCAUUUAUUGACUGUUGGAUAGGCUCAAAACCAAAAGAAUAUCAUGAAGCAUUAACAUCAUUGACAGAUAAAUAUUUAAAACCUAUAUUGAAAUAUAAACAAGCAAAUUGUAAAGAAUUAAUUCCAAUAGCAGAAUUAAAUGGUGUAAAAUCGUGUACAUAUCUUUUUGAUGUAUUUGCAACAAAAGAAAAUGGUGUUGAUCCACUUGAUGAAGAUAAUUUUUCACGACUUACUGAUUUAUGGUAUUUAUUCAGUGUUAUAUGGUCUGUAUGUGCAUCUGUCGAUGAAGAUGGGAGAAAAAAAAUUGAUUCGUAUAUACGAGAAAUUGAAGGCACAUUUCCAAAUAAAGAUUCUGUCUUCGAGUAUUAUGUUGAUGUUAAACAACGUGCAUGGUUAUCUUGGGAAGAAAAAUUACGUCAAGGAUGGAAAUAUAAUCCAGAAAUACCAUUUUAUAAAAUAAUUGUACCAACAAUUGAUACAAUACGAUAUAAAUUUUUAGUGGCAGCAUUAAUUAAAAGUCAACGACCAGUUUUAUUAUGUGGUCCUGUUGGUACGGGUAAAACAUCGGUUGCUCAUGCCGUAAUGUCUGAGUUAGAUGCUCGUGAAUAUUCAACAUUAAUUAUCAAUAUGUCAGCCCAAACACCAUCAAAUAUGGUACAAGAGAUAAUUGAAGCUCGAGUAGAAAAACGUGUUAAAGGUGUUUAUGCACCUAUUGGAGGAAAAAAAUUAUUAAAUUUUAUGGAUGAUUUUAAUAUGCCAGCAAAAGAUGAAUAUGGAUCACAACCACCGUUAGAACUAUUGAGAUUAUGGUUAGAUUUUGGCUUUUGGUACGAUCGAAAAAAUCAAUCAGUUAAACAAAUUAAAGACAUGCUUCUUUUAGCUGGUAUGGGUCCUCCGGGUGGUGGUAGAACAGUUAUCUCACAACGUUUACAGAGUCGAUUUAAUCUGAUUAAUAUGACAUUUCCAUCGGCAUCUGAAAUUCGACGAAUAUUUGGUUCAAUGAUCUCCCAACGUCUAGCUGAUUUCGAUGAUGAAUUUAAAAAUUUACCAGAUGCAUUAACAUCAGCAACAAUUGAAAUAUAUGAAACAGUUGUACAAAGAUUUCUUCCCACUCCUACUAAGAUAUACUAUUUAUUCAAUUUACGUGAUAUAUCACGAAUAUUUCAAGGUUUAUUACGUGCUGAUAAAAAAAUGAUUACUUCUAAAGCAUCAAUGAUUCGUCUAUGGAUUCACGAAUGUUUCAGAGUAUUUGCUGAUCGUUUAAAUGAAGAUAAAGAUCGUGAACAAUUUGUCAGUAUUUUAUCGGAAAAAUUGGGCACACAUCUUGACAUAACAUUUCAUAGUAUUUGUCAAAAUAAAAUUCCACCUGUUUUCGGUGAUUUUGUUAAUCCAGAUGAAAUUUAUGAAGAUUUAAUUGAUUUUGAUAAAUUAAAAUUACAUAUGGAAAAAGUAUUACGUGAUUAUAAUGAAACUCCAGGCACAAUACCCAUGGAUUUAGUCUUAUUUCGUGAUGCUAUUCUACAUAUAACUCGAAUUGUUCGUGUUAUUAGACAACCAAGAGGAAAUAUGUUAUUAAUAGGUAUUGGUGGUAGUGGUCGACAAUCAUUGGCUAAAUUAGCAUCAUUUAUUUGUAUGUAUGAUGUUUUCAAAAUUGAAAUUGCAAGAAAUUAUAAACGAAAUGAAUUUCGAGAAGAUUUAAAACGUUUAUAUAAACAAGCUGGAGUAUCAAAUCGUGAAACAACAUUUAUAUUUGUUGAUACACAAGCCGUAGAGGAAACAUUCUUUGAAGAUAUUAAUAAUAUAUUGAGUAGUGGUGAAGUACCAAAUUUAUUUAAAACAGAUGAAUUAGAAGAAAUUAAAACGAAUAUGGCCAGUGAAUUGAAAAAAGCGGGAGUUGAUGAAGAAAAGAAUCAAGAAGUAUAUGCAUUUUUAUUGGAUCGUGUUAAAGCUAAUUUACAUAUGGUGGUGUGUAUGAGUCCUGUUGGUGAAGUAUUUCGAAAUCGUAUACGUAUGUAUCCAUCGUUGGUUAAUUGUACAACAAUUGAUUUAUUUGCUGAUUGGCCACAUGAUGCUUUAUUGGAAGUGGGUGAACGAUAUCUUGGACAAAUUAAAUUAGAAGGUGAUGAAAAGUUUGAACAGCAUCGUUCUUCAAUUGCUCAAGUAUUUGCCACUGUACAUAGUUCAGUAUAUCAAUGUUCAAUACAAAUGUGGGAUGAAAUGCGUCGUAGAAACUAUGUAACACCCAGUAAUUUUCUUGAGUUAACAACCGGUUAUAGAAAACUAUUAUAUGAAAAACGUAAAGAAUUAUGUGAUGCAGCUGAUAAAUUAAAAAAUGGUCUUGGAAAAAUUGAAGAAGCCAAAAUUCAAGUGACACAAAUGAGUGUUGAUUUAGAAAAGAAAAAAGCAUUGGUUAAUGAAAGUCAAAAGAAAUGUGAAGAAUCAUUAGGAAGUUUAGUAAAUGAACAACGAGAAGUUGAACAAAGUAAAGCUACGGUCGAAAAACUAAAAGAACGUGUCAAAAUUGAUGAAGAAAAAGCAUCAACAAUUGCACAAGCAGCUCAAGAAGAUUUAACAGCAGCCAUGCCUGCUCUUGAAGCUGCUAAUCAGGCUUUAAGUUCAUUAUCAAAAGCGUCAAUAACAGAAGUAAAAACGUAUGGACGUCCGCCUGUUCCGGUUGAAAAAGCAUUAGAAGCUGUGAUGAUACUACGAAAUUCUGAACCAUCAUGGGCCGAAGCUAAACGACAAUUAGAUCGUGUAUCAACAGCCGCUGCUGGCUUAUUUAUGUGGGUUCGUGCCAUGGAAGAGUAUGCAAAAAUUUUUAAAACUGUUAAACCAAAACGAGAUCGUUAUGAUGCUGCAAUGGCUGAAUUAAAUGAAAAACGAGCACAAAUUGCUGAUGCUGAAAGACAAAUUCAAGAAGCACAAAAACGUUUAGAUGAAUUACGUGCAAAUUAUGAAAAACAAAUGGCUGAAAAAGAACAAUUACGAAAAGAUUGUGAACAUAUGCAAAUGAUGUUAGAAAAAGCGUCAAGAUUAAUAAAUGGUCUAGCUGGUGAAAAAGUUCGUUGGGAACAAACAGUAGCGGAUUUAGAAUUACAAAUUAGUUAUGUAACUGGUGAUUGUUUAUUAGCAGCAGCUUUUCUGUCCUAUAUGGGACCAUUUUUAUCACAAUAUCGAGAUCAUAUGAUGAAUAAUAUUUGGCUAAAAGAGGUUCGUAAAUUUCAAAUACCAUGCAAUCCAGCAUUUAAUUUUGCCAGUUUUCUAUCAAUUCCCACACAAGUUCGUGAUUGGAAUAUUCAAGGAUUACCGUCAGAUACAUUUUCAACAGAAAAUGGUGUUAUUGUUAAUCGUUCAACAAGAUGGUCUUUGAUGAUUGAUCCUCAAGCACAAGCUAUUAAAUGGAUUAAAAAUAUGGAAAUGCAAAAUAAUUUACGUGUAAUUGAUUUACAAAUAUCUGAUUAUUUACGUAUUAUUGAAGAAUGUAUUCGUAGUGGAAAACCUUGUCUAUGUCAAAAUGUAAAAGAAGAAUUAGAUCCGGCACUCGAUCCUGUUCUCACUCGAGCUGUUAAAAAAAUUGGUGGUGUUGAUAUUAUUAAAUUAGGCGAUCGUGAAGUAGAAUAUGAUAAAAAUUUUCGAUUUUAUAUGACAACAAAAUUACCAAAUCCUCAUUAUGCACCAGAAGUAUCAUCAAAAGCAAAUAUUAUUAAUUUUGCUGUUAAAGAACAAGGUCUUGAGUCACAAUUGUUAGGUAUUGUUGUUCGAGAAGAAAAACCUGAAUUAGAAGCAGAUAAAGAUAAACUUGUACGUGGUAUAGCAGCUGGACGAAAAAAAUUAAUCGAAUUAGAAGAUCAAUUAUUAAGAUUAUUGAAUGAAACAAAAGGAUCUUUAUUAGAAAAUGAUGAAUUAUUAUCCACAUUAGAAAUAUCAAAACAAACAGCAAAAACUGUUCAAGAACAGUUGAUUACGUCUGAAGCAACGGAAAAAGAUAUUGAUGCAGCGAGAGAAGUAAAAAUAAAGUGA
This is a messenger RNA of Didymodactylos carnosus, 11106 nucleotides long. Lineage: Eukaryota; Metazoa; Rotifera; Eurotatoria; Philodinida; Philodinidae. The record is from the annotation of a GenBank genome assembly.